UGGAGCUCAAACAUGGGCUAAAUUCACAUAUCUUUGUCAGCCCUUCCCAUAAGUUUGUUCUCCAAGUUUCUGCCUCUCUCUUCCAUGAUCCACUCUUACUACAAUCUCCUUUAAGUCAAUUUAGGCUUACUCUUGUAUUGCAAUCUUGAAAUGAAACAACUUGAUUAAUUCUUUCUACCAUUUUGGGUCAAAUAUUUGAGGAAAAAAACUGAUAUAUUUUUCACAUUUAAAUUUUCUGAUGGAUCUUAGUAGCCAUAAACUCUAUGCCCAUGAAUCACAAACUCUAUCUCCCUUCACAAAUUCACCAACCUCGCCAUUGCAUUCAUCUCACAAUAAUUUUCCCAUUAUAGCAGCUGCCAUUAUCGGCAUUUUUGCCAUUACUAUUUUGCUGCUCAGCUAUUACAUCUUUGUCACCAAAUGCUUCUUUAACUUGCAUCAAAUCAAUAUCCUUACGCGUUUUUCUGUAUCCAGAAGGCAACAUUUUGAAGAUCUUUCAACAUUUUACUCUCCAGAAGUCGAAAAAAGAGGUCUAGAUGAGGCUGCAAUUAGAUCAAUCCCAUUAUUUCAAUACAGAAAUAAUAUAGGAAAGGAUAAACUUGCAGAAGGAUGCUAUACGGAUUGCGUGGUUUGCCUGAAUGAAUUUCAAGAAGAUGAGAAGCUAAGAAUCAUUCCAAAUUGUGGCCAUGUUUUUCAUAUAGAUUGUUUAGACAUUUGGCUUCAAAAGAAUACUAAUUGCCCUCUAUGUAGAACAAGCAUUUCAUCCACCAAAAUGAUUCCACUUUGUGAUCAAAUUCUUCCUCUAAACACUCCUCCUCAAGACUGUAUCGUCAUUGAAAUAAACGAAUUAUCAUCCAUUUCUCCUUCACCAAGAAAAUUAGAGCCAAAAAUACAUCGAAAAGUGAGCAGAAAAUUGAGUCAUGUUUCCAGCAUGGGAGAUGAAUGCAUUAACAGCAGAAAGAAAGAAGAACAGUUUAGAGUUGAACCAAUAAGAAGAUCUUUUUCCAUGGAUUCAGCAGCUGAUAGGCAGCUAUAUUUAUCUAUUCAACAAAUAAUAAAGCAGCAAAGUGAGGUAGCUGAUGAAGGUUGCAGUAGCAGAGUGAAAAGAUCAUUCUUUUCUUUUGGUCAAGGAUGGGCUUCAAGAAAUACGGUUCUAACCUUGGACCAGUAGGGCUACAACAGUAUCGUUGUUUUUUUUUUUUUAAGAUAGAAAUAGGGGUGUCUUAGAUUUAUGUAAUUUUUAUACAUUUUGGAAUUCGAUACAUCUAGUUGCUGAAAAGAUACAAUUUAUUCAAAUCUUUGCAACUCU
Molecule: messenger RNA, 1306 nt
Organism: Olea europaea var. sylvestris
Lineage: Eukaryota; Viridiplantae; Streptophyta; Magnoliopsida; Lamiales; Oleaceae
Product: RING-H2 finger protein ATL16-like
Exons: 1
Coding region: 239-1168 (309 amino acids)
Biological process (GO): protein ubiquitination
Molecular function (GO): transferase activity
Source: RefSeq, a predicted model, not a curated record